CGAGCCGAACGCAACUCGCUGCGCGUUGAUCGUGCGUUGUUUCGCGGGAAAAUCCUUUUCCUAAAAGUGUAAUCAAGUCUCCCCAACAGCUAACUAGCACUCCUAAGGAUUAAAUGGCUAAAAUGAAUUGCAUAGUAUUUCUGUUACUAUUUGGAUGCCAUCUGGUUGCCAGAGCCGAUGAUUUGCUUGAUUCAGAAGAGCCACCUGAGGGGUACUAUGCCUUCAUAGAAUCACCUUCUGCAGUUCCUCCAAAAGUUCGUUCACCACCGUACACGCAUAUAAACAUGGAUUGUAAAGAUGCCGCUAAUGCGAAGCCCUAUGUUUCUGCCAAUAAUCUGUGUGGAGAUCUAAACAAGGGCAAAAUUCCUCGUAAUCCCAUGCGGCAGAGUGUUCUGGGAGAACCUUAUCCAUUUGAACUCAUCAGAAAUCAAACUCUUAAGUUUUUGUCGAAAACCCUGCCAGUUCUGAAGGCUGAUGAUACGCUCCCGAAGGUAACACAGAUCUUACCAGAAGAUCCUGUGGACCAGUUCGAUAAUAACGGCAUUGGUCGUCGGAUGGGUAGAGCUAUGCGUGCGAACGAAGAGCGUAAAGAUGAAGAAGAACCGCGUAUAGCUAGAAAGUUUUGCGAUGGAGGUGGUGUCUUUUGUGCACUGUAUCGUGCCAUUCAAGGAGAACCUAUCAGCAGUAAACUGGUUGCCGAACGCCGUGAAGAAAUUCCCAGUGCUUAUCCGCCUCCUCCACGAUACGAAGGACCCCCAACGCCAUGUCCCGCUAAGGUGGAAUAUGCAACUCCAGUAUUUGCUAAGAACUAUCAAGGUUCUUGGCGAUACGUUGUUCAAAUUCCGUAUGAAGGAUACUUUACGCAAACCGUUGAAGUGACCCGUUGUCUUCAAGCUCGUUGCCAUUACCUAGAUGGUGGUUGUUUGUCUUCACCACGUUGGGUUAGUUUAUUGGUUGCGGAAAUUUUCUAUCCUAACGCCGACGAUUAUACAACUUCGACCUCUACAACCACUGCCCCCUCGAUCCAAGACUUCCAAGCGUACCAACAGUAUUUGCAAAAACGAGCUGGUCUCCCGACGGCGUCCGAUGGUGGUUCUUAUGAAAAUACAAGCAAUCACGCUACUCGAAAACAGGACCAGCACUGUGACGGUCACGAUGAGAUUGGAUGCUUCCAAGUUCGAUUGUACUAUGAUUGGUUCCUGAUACCUGGAUCGUGCAAGUGCUGGAGACCAGACUACUUUGCGAAGUAUGUACGAAAGCGACCCACUCCUGAGUUGUAGAGAGCCGAUUUCGGUGCCCGUCGCGGAGCUGUGAACGAGUGUGAAAUGGACUGCAACUAUAUUUAUUUAUUUAUUUUAUUUUAGCUGUAUAAAAGAUAGAACGGUAAUCGAUACUCAAGUUGGAGCUUUUCCGGGUAUAGUUUGGGAAAGCACACAUUCGACACAUCAUCCUCUUGCGUGGCUCGGAGUGUGUUAUCCUCUUUAUUUCUAUUCAGUAACGCCUUUGUCCUAUCUCAAUUUUCUUCGCCGGUUUUGGGUUUAUGGGAAAGUCAAUCAUCACAGGUCGUUUUCGCAAGCGUCCCAUUGAGUCGGAUUUAUUUUUAAUUCUAAAGUGAUCCAGCGGUACUGAUGGCCGCCGAUCAGAAACACGCUAUGCGUUCUUUAUAAGAUGGUAUACAAUAAGCUAUGCUAGUUUAUUAUGAAAAGUGCUUUAGAGAGUAUUUAAAAUGAGUAUGAUUGAAAAGUAAUAAAAUUAACUUGUAAAUAUAUACAUUUUUAAAAAUUUA
Molecule: messenger RNA, 1786 nt
Organism: Malaya genurostris
Lineage: Eukaryota; Metazoa; Arthropoda; Insecta; Diptera; Culicidae
Gene: spz6
Exons: 5
Coding region: 114-1280 (388 amino acids)
Biological process (GO): innate immune response; regulation of Toll signaling pathway; central nervous system formation
Cellular component (GO): extracellular region
Molecular function (GO): growth factor activity; Toll binding
Source: RefSeq, a predicted model, not a curated record